AUCGUUCGCCGUGUAAUAUUGACACUAGACCAGGGUAAAUUCGGGAAUUUCAAGUGAUACCUGAGGAUCGUCGAAAUCGUAUGCUCGCAGAGUUAAACAGAGAGCUGUAUAAAUACCGAUAUUGCCUGUCUGAGUGCCCCUUAAUAACGGGACAGUUUUAUUACACCUGAGCCCGAUGGACCGCCUGUACCUUUUCCCAUUGUCUCCAUCGGCUACCUGGGGGUAAUUUUGCAAUAGAACGCGAAGAAAGUGGAUCGCAAUUGUUUGGGUGCGUUUACGCGAGAGCUGUAAUAUUUGAGAAGUUUUUUUUUUUUUCGUGGAGGAGAUUUGUGACGGAGACGGGAAGAAGUGAAAGUCCCCGCGAGAUCAUCAACAAUGGCUUUAUCACCAGUAUCUGCUCGUCCAAUGAUCCGUCAAGUGGACGCAAUCGUCAGAUUAAUGUGCAAUCAAGCGAUCGCCGCGCAGAGAGACUGCCCAGAAUUAUCCAACGUGAGGCCCUACAAGGAGGUACCCGGUCCCAAACCGAUACCGAUACUCGGAAACACCUGGCGUCUCUUUCCAGUAAUCGGUCAAUAUGAAAUCGGUGACGUUGCGAAAAUUUCGCAGAUGUUUCACGAGGAGUACGGUGAAAUUACGAGACUCAGCGGCCUUAUCGGCCGGCCCGAUCUAUUAUUCGUGUAUAAUGCUGAUGAAAUUGAGAAAAUGUAUAGACAGGAAGGGCCCACACCCUUUCGUCCCUCGAUGCCCUGUCUCGUGCACUAUAAGAGUGUCGCGAGGAGAGACUUCUUCGGGGACCUGGGAGGCGUUGUGGGGGUACACGGAGAGCCAUGGAAGUCAUUUCGGACACGUGUUCAGAAACCGGUCCUUCAACCCCAAACCGUACGCAAAUAUAUAACGCCUAUUGAAGUGGUUACUCAAGAUUUUAUAGAAAGAAUUGAAAAAAUCAAAGAUCAAAAUGAUGAAGUACCUGCGGACUUUGACAACGAAAUUCAUAAAUGGGCUUUAGAAUGUAUUGGACGCGUAGCCCUCGACGUGAGAUUAGGGUGCCUCGACGACGAUUUAACUCCCGAUUCAGAGCCUCAGAAAAUAAUUGACGCGGCUAAAUUUGCGUUGAGAAAUGUCGCGGAGUUGGAGCUGAAGGCACCGUACUGGAGGUACAUCCCCACGCCCUUGUGGUCUCGAUACGUAAGGAACAUGGAUUUUUUUGUUGAAAUAUGCACCAAGCACAUUGAUGCAGCUCUCGUGAGACUGAAAAACAAAAAAUCAGUGAAUGAAGCUGAUUUAUCGCUAAUAGAAAGAAUUCUAGCGAAUGAAAAAGACCCGAAAAUUGCGUACAUUCUGGCUCUCGAUCUCAUCCUGGUUGGAAUUGAUACGAUUUCGAUGGCUGUUUGCUCAAUUCUCUACCAACUGGCCACGAGGACAGAGGAACAGGAGAAGGUACAUCAGGAGUUAAAGCAAAUUCUUCCUGAUCCCUCUGUUCCACUCACCACGAAGCACUUGGAUCAAGCUGUGUACACCAAAGCCUUCAUUCGAGAAGUAUUUAGAGUAUAUUCAACAGUGAUCGGAAAUGGGAGAACGUUGCAGAACGAUGCAGUUAUCUGUGGCUAUCAUAUACCAAAGGGGGUUCAAGUGGUCUUUCCGACACUCGUUACUGGUAAUAUGGAGGAGUGGGUGAAGGAUGCGAAGACAUUUAAACCUGAGAGAUGGCUCAAGGAGGGUGCAAAUGAUAAACUCCACCCUUUUGCCUCCCUACCCUAUGGGCACGGGGCACGCAUGUGCCUCGGCCGACGAUUUGCCGACCUCGAGAUGCAAGUGCUCCUCGCAAAGUUGAUCCGAAAUUACAAGUUGGAAUAUCACUACGAGCCCCUCAAGUACAGAGUGACCUUCAUGUACGCACCAGAUGGAGACCUCAAAUUCAAAUUAGUGAGACGCUAAUUAAUAUAUUUUCCUGCUAAUUGCAUUAUCCGAAUUUUAAUGUACAAAAAAUGAGACGUUUGUUUAUUAUAAAAUUGUUACACAACUACAAAAACUCUUUUUAUAAAUCACAUAUUAAAAACUA
Diachasmimorpha longicaudata is the source of this 2059-nucleotide messenger RNA. It is a transcript of the gene Cyp301a1, whose product is annotated as probable cytochrome P450 301a1, mitochondrial. Gene Ontology annotation, molecular function: monooxygenase activity; heme binding; iron ion binding. The record is from RefSeq and is a predicted model, not a curated record. Bases 376 to 1935 code for a protein of 519 amino acids. NCBI's taxonomy places the organism in Eukaryota, Metazoa, Arthropoda, Insecta, Hymenoptera, Braconidae. The transcript has 10 exons.